This is a messenger RNA of Zophobas morio, 2716 nucleotides long. Its product is annotated as beta-mannosidase-like. Gene Ontology annotation, biological process: glycoprotein catabolic process; carbohydrate metabolic process. The record is from RefSeq and is a predicted model, not a curated record. Lineage: Eukaryota; Metazoa; Arthropoda; Insecta; Coleoptera; Tenebrionidae. The transcript has 10 exons. Gene Ontology annotation, molecular function: beta-mannosidase activity. The coding region runs from base 24 to 2675 and encodes 883 amino acids.
GAGUAACCAACAACUAAACCAUCAUGCUUAUUUGGUGGAUUGUGUUUAAAUCGUUGAAAAUUUUCACCGUUGAUGGAGCCCUAAUCCAAAAUUUAGGCGGCCAGUGGCUCCUCAACGAAAACAACCAAACGACUAAAUCGAUUUUAGGUCUGGUAAAUCUUACAGCAACCGUCCCGGGCGGCAUUUACACCGACCUAAUGAACAACCGGAUCAUCGGCGACAUAUUGUAUGGAAAAAACGACACCGCAACUAGAUGGGUCGCCAAAACCGACUGGACCUACAAAAGAAACUUCUUGGUCGACGAGAAUUUACGCAGCUACGCUGUCACGAAUAUAGUGUUUGAGGGCUUGGAUACGUUUGCCAGGGUGCUUAUCAACGAUAUGGAAGUCGGCAGGAGCGAAAAUAUGUUCGUGCGUUAUAUCUUUGACGUAAAACAGCUGUUACAGGUUGGCUACAAUGAAGUCGAGGUUAGAUUUGCGUCCCCUGUUAAAAUUGGAAAUAUUUUGGCCGAGCGACAAACUUAUCCUCUACCUUUUGGGUGUCCACCCAGUGUAAAGUACCAUGGAGAGUGCAACGUCAAUCAGAUGCGGAAAAUGCAAGCAUCGUUUACUUGGGAUUACGCGCCGGCUUUUCCCUCGAUGGGUAUAUGGCAAGACGUGUACUUAGAAGCGUUCAAUUCAUCCGUGGUACGUUAUCUCGUGGUCGACAACGAAGAAACAACCAAUGGGUGGAUUUUACAAGUCUCUACCUACUUAAGUGCGAAGAAAAGACAGAACGUUUCGGGUAAACUUAAGUACAAGCUUAAUCUGGACACAUCGUCGAUUACCAAAGUAGUAGUAGUCGACACAAGGGCGGAAAGUGACGAAGUUAGAAUUGAUUUUACGUUCGCACUUCCAAAAGGUGUUGUUCGGAAAUGGUGGCCACGUGGCUAUGGCGAGCAAAAAUUGUACAAUCUGUCAGUUUCCUUCCACAGUGGUGCCGAAAUAAGUUCUAAAAGUGUGAGAGUUGGGUUUAGGACGGUGAAGUUAAUUCAGGAACCGGUGGGUUCCGGUCUUAGCUUCUACUUCAAAGUGAACAACCUCCCAAUAUUCGCAAAGGGCGCUAAUCUAGUCCCUGCUCACAUCCUCCCGGAAAAAAUCAACGAUCCUACCGUUCUCUCAAAAUUACUAGAAAGCUCUCACAUUUGCAACAUGAACAUGCUACGAGUCAGUGGAACUGGGUUCUACCAACCUGACUACUUCUACGAACGGGCAGACGAACUAGGGAUAUUAAUCUGGCAAGACUUCAUGUUUGCCUUCUCCACAUACCCUACUCAUCCGGAGUACCUGGAUAACGUGAGGAACGAAGUCCGUCAUCAAGUUAAACGUCUACAUGGUCACGCUAGUGUGGUCAUUUGGGCCGGCAAUAGCGAAAAUGAGCUAGCCUUUGCCAAAAACUGGUGGGGGACGAAGAAGAAUGAAGAUAGAUACAAGAAAGACUACGUUCGGCUCUUUAUUAACACCAUACGUUCCGAGUUAUUUAAGUUGGCUAAAAAUACGUUGUAUGUGACAACCAGUCCUACCAACGGUGGCGAGUCUGACUUUUCUCUUGACCCACUAGAUCCAGCUUUUGGUACAAUCCACUUCUAUAAUUACUAUGGUUCGAACAGUUUUCAAACUGGGAGCUACCCUCUGUCGCGGUUCCUGCUAGAACUUGGGUAUCAGUCCUUUCCCGAUAUGGACGCUUGGCGAACUGUCACUGACUCCGUAACAGAGUUACAUCCUGACAGUUUUUUGGUAUAUUACAGGCAGCACCAAGUGUUCGGAACGUUACUAAUCAAACAACUGCUAAAUUAUCAUUUCGAUCUUAAAACCUGGGGUGGAGAUUACUUCGAACGAUUUAUUUUCUGUUCUCAGAUUAAUCAAGCGGUGUCGAUCAAGUGUGCGGUGGAGUACUAUCGUACUUACAUGAAGAGGGUCAACGCCCAAGGGUUGGGUAACACCAUGGGGGUGAUCUUCUGGUCACUGAACGACGUAUGGGUGGCACCCACAUGGUCGUCCAUAGAUUUCACGGGCAAGUGGAAAAUGUUGCACUACUACGCUAAAGACUUUUUUGCUUCUACCAUAAUAACGGGAUAUGUGGAUAACGACAAAGUAUACGUAUACGUGGUGACUGAAGAUGUCCAGUGGUUGAACGAAACUGGGGCGGCAGCCGCCGAGAUCUCGGUCUUCCGAUGGACUUCAUUCGUUCCUGUUUCGUCUACGACGAUAAACGUGUCCUUGGCGUACGGAAACCCGGUGUGUGUCCUUGAAGGUGGCCUCGACAAGUCUCUCGGUUGCUCAAGGACGGACUGCUUUUUGUACCUCACGCUUCGAAGAGGACGUGAAGUCGUAGCACCGCACAACUUCAUUUUGCCGACUUCUUUGCGGUUUUCGGCCCUCGAGCAAACGCGGGUUGAAAUUUUGGAAAUUAAGGAGGCUGAUGGUGGGGGGAGGAAUUUUGAAGUGAGAGUGUGGGCUAGUGGAGUCAGUCUUUUCGUGUGGUUGGAUUCGCAUAAAGUUCGAGGGAGAUUUAGCGAAAAUGGGUUUUUGCAAGUGAGUGCUGUGAAAAGUGUUACGUUUCUGGCUGAAGAAGAUGUUAUUGUUGCAGAUUUAGAAACUAAUUUGACUGUCACUCAUCUUAAUUGUAAUACAUAGUUGGUUAAUUGGUUUCGAUUUUUCUGAAUAAAUUUUACGAU